CUACGUCAGAGAAAAAUGCCCCCACCACCGACGCCACAGAAUGAAUUAUCCCUUGUGCCAAACAUAAGCAAAACGACUCUCGACAGCGGCGUCACUGGACCUGGAACCGAGACAAGUGGGAUACUAAGAGAAAACGGCAAAGAAGAAGCAAAACCGCAACUCUUGCCCUCCCCAAAGAACGACGCCAGCCCCAACAUUGCAUGGUCGCUUCCCACUCCGCCGCUCAAGCAGAGGAUGGCAUCCGGGUUUAAAUCGCUCUUUGAGAGCGCUAAAAAGCUGGCCACGGGUGACAAUGGAGAUGCAAACUCUGGACCAGCGGCCCCGCAUAGCUUGUUUCCCAAGACUGCCCCGGCCGUUGACGGGGAGGACUGCGACCACGAUUGCGACAGCUGCACCGUCAAAUAUCCCAAGAGUUUUAGCAUUGACACCGAAGAUGUGCUGUACGGCCACGUGAAAGGCUGGAGUACGCAUCUGUUGGUCGCCACGGGAAAGACGGACUGGGUACGGGACGUGGCGGAUGAGAAGGGUAGUGUGAUGCAGGCUGUGGAAGCGUCUGACAAGCCUGACAACGGACGUUUAAUGCUUUCGGCGAGCAACAUUCCCACGCCACAUCAAACCAAUGACUAUUCAGAGCCCACUACAGUGCUCCUCCUCCCGGCAUUUAGGGUAGUUGAAAAUGUGACACCGGCAACAGUACCAACUCUCCUUUCAGAGUUUGUAGCCAAGUCCCCAACAAACGAAACUCCACUAGCAGACCAGCCACCAAUCAACCUCCCUGGAUCUGUGGACGUGGUCAACCCGGAUCCGUCGCUCCCACCCCCGCUGCGCACACUCACUAGCCGACCCUGCCCCCAUUCUGUCCUUGUUCUCCUUUGCUCGCAGCGCACCCGAGACGCCCGCUGUGGGCAGUCAGCCCCGCUGCUGCGAAAGGAGCUUGAAAGGCACCUGCGCCCACUGGGCCUUUACCGCGACCUGGACGACGAGAGGCCGUCCGGGGUGGGCAUCUACUUUAUCAGUCAUGUAGGCGGUCACAAAUACAGCGCCAACAUGAUGAUCUACCGCCGGCCGGAUCCGUGGGGACUGGACGGCGUGGAGAGGAAGACGGUCGGCGACGAGGGCAUCCAGAAGCUAUUGGAGAGCGGCAAGUCCAAGGCUGCUUCUGCGGUGGCGAAUGGCGAGGGCGCUGAUGUUGGCGCGGGUCAGUGUAUCUGGCUCGCGAGGAUUUCGCCGCAGCAUUGUGAGAAUAUCGUCAAGUACACGAUCCUUCAAGGAAAGGUGGUCAAGCCGGAGACGCAACUGCGGGGAGGUUUUGAUAGACAAAAGGGCCUCAUGAGUUGGUAGAUUUUGCAGCAUAGCUCGAGCGGAUUGCAUCCAUGAACACAUAGAGCACAUUACAGAAUAGAGAAUACACACAGCAAUUCGGAACUCAUUGAGGAGAAGGAUUGUAUUCAGGCAGUUUGAC
Pyricularia oryzae 70-15 is the source of this 1462-nucleotide messenger RNA. Its product is annotated as sucrase/ferredoxin domain-containing protein. NCBI's taxonomy places the organism in Eukaryota, Fungi, Ascomycota, Sordariomycetes, Magnaporthales, Pyriculariaceae. Bases 16 to 1341 code for a protein of 441 amino acids. The record is from RefSeq and is a predicted model, not a curated record. The transcript has 2 exons.